AAAAUGUGCACACAUCGUUUUCAAUGAUUUUUUUAUGGAAAUUUAAUAGGUGAAAAGAGGCGAAAAAGGCAGCCGCAGCCUUGGUCCUUAGGCUCUUGGUAAGCACAGUGUGCAGGUUGUCUCAUUUUCAUUCAGCCAUUUAGCGAGCUACUGAUGUCCUGUAACAAGAUGACUGUUUGUGAACGGCAAGGACAUUAGCCCAUGUUUGUUGGAGGGUUUUCUGCUUGAGAAGUUCGAUAUUUGGCAUGGACAUUUUGUAAAAUUGUGGCUCUGCGAGGAGAAGUAAUUCCUAAUUGAAGGACUUCAACCCACUCAAAUAGGAGCCUGUAAAGGUUACAUCCAUGUAGUAGGCACACUGUACAGCGAGCAAACCUAGUCCAUUGUAGAUACAGUAUUGAAGGUUAAUGACAAGGCGAUACUGGGUGCCCAGCUAGCUUGCUGUGCGGUAGAUGUGGACAUUGAUAACACAGGGACGUCGUUUUAGUCUGAAUGCUGAGGAAUCCGUUCUGACUACACUCAGGAUAAAUUCUCCAGUUUCUGCUCGUUGGAACUCACUGAAUCAGCAAAUUGUAAGACGCCUUGAGCUUCAAUAAAAGAAGUGGGAAGCCGUGUAUGUCUACAUCAGCAUCUGAUGAGAGACAAGCCAAGUUGAAAUGCCACCGUGAGUUGUAAGCAAAUACACCCAUCAGCUGAUGACCGUUGGAUUGCUCAACUCCUCUUGGAGAAACCUGCAACAGUCUACACAUCACAAAAGAAGCUGCACAAUAUUUUCUAUGGAGUGGAAAUAUAAUGCCUAAUUGAUCAUCAUGUCUGCUGCCAGCAGCUCAGACAAGAAACCUACUGUAACAAGUAAACCAAAAGUUGUCGAUCCUAAGCCAGAAAUCGACCCUAAGGAAGCAAAGUUGGAUGCCAAGCCUGACAUCAAAAUAGAACUCCCAAAACCAGAGAUAAAGAUUCAGUGUGUUAAGCCCGAGAUCAAGCGGCAAGACAGCAAUGGAAACCGUAAAAACCCAACUCUUAAAAAAGAUUCGUCGUUCGAUUCUAAGAAGGAUGGGGCUAAGGACGGUAAAGUCGGCGAGACAAAAAGAACUGAUGGAAAGAAAGAGAGACCAGACUCUUUAAAACGAGACCCUAAGUUGGAUUCCCCGAAAGGGAGGACGGAAUCCAUCAAGAAACAUGACUGUAGUAAGAAUGUUGGAAAGAAAGCGCUUAUUGGAGGGCGGGGUAGGGGCACGGAAGGGCGUGCUGAAGGGGAAGGUAUUCCCAGAUUGCAGAGGCAGGCUAGUCAGGAAGAGCCGGAAGUAAUCCCUGCCCCUGUACGUCGAAGGUCAAACCCGAGGUCAAAGUUGAGUCGGAGCCAACCAGUAUCGGAUGAUUCGUCGCCACCACAGACCCCGGAUUUACCACUUACUGAACAAGCCUUCAUGAAACUUCCGCGUGUGGACCAUUUUUCCAGACUGCCACACCAGCUGAGUGGUGACAUACCUCCCAACAAACUGUAUAAACAGCAUAGCUAUGAGGCUCGAAGUGAACCAGCACUGUCUAGAGAACCAAGUCAAGAGAAGGAGUUAUAUAUAGAUUCCAGUGGUGUAGACUUACAUCAAUUCAUCGUGGAUACACUACAGAAACCUAAUGAUAGAACCAUGCUGCUUAAAUUAGAACAAGAACUUUGCAAAUUUAUUCAGAACCAAAAAGAACAUGUCCGUAAAUUUCCACCAAUGACGUCUUAUCAUCGUAUGAUAGUACAUCGAGUAGCUGCUUACUUUGGACUGGAGCAUAAUGUCGACCAGGCCGGCAAAUCUGUUAUUGUAAAUAAGACACAAAACACAAGAAUACCGGAGCAGAAGUUUCGAGAGCACAUCAAAGAAGAUUCUCAAGAUGCUCAGGCUAAACGGAUCUUAAAGAGAGACACGGCUAGCUUUGAUGAUAAAGAUGAUGAGGAGAAGAGUUACUUGGAGAAACUUGAAGGUGGAGCAAUGGGAGGACAGCUUAAAGACGACAAAAGGAGCAAAUCUUAUGAAGAGAGAGAAGAAGAAUAUGAAAGAGCAAGAGCAAGGAUCUUCAAUCAAGAAUCUGGCUCGUCACAAGAAGGGACCAUCAUGAUUGAGUCUCCAGUCAGACCAGUCAGAGGUCCGCUCGCACCCAGCAGUCGUCAAAACAGUGGAACCUCCGAUGACUCCACCUACCUCUGGAAGCAAGAUCGACCGUGGAGCAGCGUCGACUCUUCUAGUGGAUCAGAAAGGCCCUCUAUACCUGCCGUUACUAAAGCUAGUAGCUUCGCAGGUAGUAGCCUUGGAACUAAGAUCCUGAUGAGGAACGAUAGUAGUGGGAGUAGUCGAAGCAGUGGCAGUCUUGGGAGUCGUGGAAGCCUCGGCAAACUACCAAGGGGAGAUUCUGCUGAGCGAGGAGCCGCCAGUCCUAACGUCCGUCCAUCCCCAACUUUCCAGUACCACCCAUCUCUGGGUACUAUAAGUCAGAUUCAGCACUCUUACCCCUCCCCCUCGGUCUCCUACACCCAACCCUACCAGGGUACACAGGUCACAUGGGCAGGCAAUAUGCCUAGCAACCAAGGGGUGCCACUCCUAGUGCAGUCCGGGUCACCACAGGGGACACCUCAGCCGGGAAGCAUCAGUCAGCCGGUGUUGUUUGCUGCACCUAAUAUAGAGUCGGUUCCCCCUGGCAGUGUCUUAAUCAACCCACAGACAGGCACUCCUUUUUUAAAUCAAGAUGGCACACCAAUGGUAUAUCAACCACAGAAUGUUAACCAACAAGUCAUGUCUAGCCAGCAGCCGCAGCCACAGCCACAACAACAGCCCCAUCCAAUCACUAGCCUACCAAGUCAACCAGGCCACGCCUUCCCAACACAGCAGCAGAUGAUGUCACAACAGCAUGCCAUGCAGCAGCAGCAACAACCACAGCCAAUAGUAUCGCCCCAACAUCCUCAUCAACCAAUGACAGGCCAGUUUUCGGCUGGGGGAAGCCAUGUUGGAUCUCCGGGUGCUGUACCGCAGCCUUGUGGAAUGCAACAGCAACAACUGCAGCAACAGCAGCAGCCGCAGCAGCAUGGGAUGGUGCACCAUCAACAUUCAGGGGAAUAUCCAGAGCUGAACUCCCAACUGCAGCAGCUGCAUUUCUGCAGACAGCUAUCCGGUGGUGAAGGUAAUAUGGCACAGCUGCAACAACAACAGCAGCAGCAACAACAACAACAACAACAACAACAACAACAACAACAACAACAACAACAACAGCAGCAGAUACAACAACAACAGCAACAGCAGCAACAACAGCAGGCCGCGUCUGCAGCACAACAGUACAUGUCAAGUGGUUACAUUCGUCCCGUAAGCCAUGUAGGGAUGGGCUCACCUGGUGUUCAGGGAUCAUCUCAACAACACCAGCAGAUGGGACAACCCCCCUCACAGCAGCAUGCUCAGGUGGUGCAGGUUCCACAGUCUCAGCAAGUGAAUGUUCCACCAUCACAGAUGUAUCGUCAUUCACCUCCAUCCCAACUCCUGCCCCAACAGCAUUCAAUACAGGGCCUCCAACAACCUCAACCUCAACCUCAACCCCAACCAAUUGCCUCAGGUAGUCCUCACCAGCUAGGGCUAGUGUCCCCUGUCAACCCACCCACAGGGGGACCCGUGUUGUAUCAGACACAGGGUGGUGGGUUGGUCAGUCCUCAGCAGCCAAUGCCUCCACCUGUACAACAGGUGUCUUACCCCCAAGGAUAUCAGGGUGUGAUCCCAUCACAACAACAACAGCAGCAGCAGCAGCAACAACAACAACAAGGUCAACCCCAUAUUAUGUAUCAACCUCCUAUAGAUCAACAGCAACAACAGCAGCAGCAACCACCACUGCAACCACCCUUCAGUCAAUCUGUGCCGAUCUUUUACCAGCCGGCAUCGUUGCCCACCCAUCCCGCUCAGCAAGAAAUGCAGCGCCCAACGUCCCCAAAUGCUCCCAACCCCCUUAUGGUAAACCAACAGCAGCUGAUGAGUUAUCCUCCUACUAUGGUUGGACAACGUCCCCCUGGCCCACAACAACAACCACAACAACAGCAGCAGCAGCCGCAGAUUGUCACGCCGAGCUCUUACGUGCAGUCAGUGCCGGGAACGAUACCGGGGCAGAUGCAUCCAAUUUCCCAACAGACAAUGUUGCAAUAUCAACACCACUCAAGGCGUGGCUAUGCGGGGGAUCGUGCAAUGAAAGGUUGGGAUAUGUACAGUGCUGAUGGUUCCCUGCAGAGUCCUGGUGCCUCACCUUCACAGAGCCCUGGGCCGUCCUACAUGAGGAUGAGUCCGCAAGAAAGAGGAAGUACUAGGUCUGGUCAAUUCAAAGUUCGACCACCGAGGGCGCCAAGGCGACAGCGUAAGAUCCAACAUUCUGAGGCAGUAGGCCCCCAGGAAACUAUAGAAAUACCAGCUGCUACUGAGACGCUUGAAGUAACAAACCUAUCAGCUGAUCUGACUUGUAAAGCAGCGCUAACAUUACUAGAAGACACAGUCAAACAAAUUGGUGAAAUAAGAUGGCUACCAAACGAUGGACAGAGACCUUGCCUUGGAUCUCACCAGGUGGAUCCAAAUGACCAGGUUUCCAAUUACACUGUUCUUAUCACGUUCCCCUCGAUGGAAGCAAGUCAAGGUGCCCUCACCAGUCUAUCUAGUGCCAGUUUUACUCUUCAAGUUCCAGAGCGUGACUUCAGUCAACGUCUAUCACUGCAAUCAGCCACAUAGUCCUUAUUUCUUGAUAUUUAUGGUUUUACUAUCAUUUUAUAGAGUAUUUUUUAGGCAUUUUAAUUUAUUAGCUUUUUUUGAACCAUUAAGAGGAGGCGCAGUGUGAGUGAUGAACAAAAAAAAAAGUAUGGAAGAUGAUUUGAUCCGAAGUGAGCAGUUCACAAUUUCAUGAAGCUGUUAACUUGCUGUUAAGCGAAACUUGCUUAGCACAGAAAAAUCUUGCUUAGCAGAACCAGAUUACCAGCCAAAAUGUCAUGUAAUGUAUAUUGUUGGUACUGGUGCCUACACCAGUAACCUGCAACUUUUUGCUAAACGGUUAAUUUUGUGAUAUUUUUUCGCAUAGCAGCUCUGUGAAAUUGGUCUGUUUGCUUUUUUUGUCAAUUAUUUGAAAAAGAAAUAGGUGGGUACAUUAAGAGAUUAAUGAAGAAAAAUUACUUAAAGAUUAAAAUUUAUGUUGGAUAUAUCAUGUGGAUAGAUUUUUUAGUCAAAAAUAAAAAAUAAAAAAUAGGAAUUUACUAGAAAUACUUUCAGUGUCGUAGAGAACAAUUUACAUACAACAUUGAAGGAGUUAAAUGUACAAAUAUAUAUUUUAACUGUUCGGAAAAGAAUUGCCCAGUUGUGUUGUGGAAAUCUAGGUCUAAUUCCUUUAAAAUAUAAAUGUAUCAGCAGGUUUGUGUUGCUGAGUGGGAAAUGGAGGAUUACCAACCAAGAAUGUAUUGGUUGUAUUGGUUUUUUGACUGGUUGGCAGUGUAUCGCUCUACACACUGAUUCAUGCAUUUACACCAAAAAAACUGGUACUCCGUUAAGCCACCUUGAGUCCUAAUAUUUAUUUUGAGUUUGUUCAUUUUAUCUUUUAUACUACACCCUUCCUUUGGAGUUUACAAACAUAUUUUUAAUUGCAAAUAAAUUAUACAUUUUUUUGUUUUCAAACGCGGACAGACUUAAUUUACCACAAGAAACAUUGCUUGUGAAAGAAAAACAGUUUUCUCGUCUGGUUGAUCCAAGACAAUAGAAGUAAAUUUUUUUCCCUUUCCCCUCUCUAACCAACCUCCAAGAAGACAAUUAAGGAAGAUAAGCUUAAUUCUGUGGACUGAGCAAUAUUAUGCAUCAUGCAUGUAAAGUUCUCCUGGAUUGUUCUCUGUAUUUUGUAAAUAUUGACUACAUCAGUUAUUGUAGAAUCGAUUACUGAUAUCCAAUGGAUUUUUUUAUAAACCCUUUAGAUAUAGUAUAAUCAUCACAUUUCGCCCUGAUAUGACUUAAGUUCUGGAUUUUCCAGCAAAAUGUCUAUAAAAAUAUGAUUUCCGAAGGGUUACACAUUUUAACACGAGACAACAUCAUGUUCUAUGCUGCUAUCUCAAAAUCUCAUAAAGUUGUUAUGAAGUUUCUUGUGGAAUCUGGAUUGGAUUCUUGGACAUGAACUCUUUAGCAGCAGUAGAGAUACUAGAAAAUACAUCAUCCUAAACCCUAUGCCUUCUGUGACCUUUCUACUGGCAUAUGUACUAGCAAGAUUGUUCUUUACUACCAGGGUAUUUCUGUACACCUCUUCCUUUAUAUAAUGUAUGAAUGCUAUGAACUUUGAACCCUGACCUUAGAUGAGCUUUGACCCCUGAUCUUUAAAGGUAAAAUAGUUUCACUCCCUCCCCUCCCCCCCCCCUUCCUGAAGGUAUAUUAUUAAUUCCCAGAUGUAAAUUGCUUCAACUUUUUGAUGUUUAUUAAGACAGUAGUAGUAAAGGAAGAAAGUCUGUGACAUGUUUUAUGUCAUUCUUGCUGGCAAGGUUGAAAAUAAACACAUGACCCGAGACAAAGAUUAAAUAGUACAUCCAUUGUUGAGUAGACAGAAGAAAAAAAUACACUUUUUAUACUGAAUAAAUAGGUUAUGAUGCUUUUACAAACUUUCUAACAUGUCGCUUUUUUGGUACUUAGGUAAUAUUGGUCAGGAUACCAUCGUUUUCGUUACUUUCUGUUUUUCAACAUCCUCCCUAAAGUUUUUUGGUGCAUAAAUAUGAAACAUCAGCUGCAUUAUAUAGUUUUAAGAUAAUUUGUUAAAUUAGUUGAGACAUAUAUUACAGGAUUGUUGUGUGAUUAUCUGAUUACAUUAGGGCACAUUUUCAAAAACUUGCUAAGCAGGAAUGGGUUACCAUCUAAAAUACCAUAGGAAUGAUGUAUAUUUGGCUGGUUCCCAUGCACAGUUUGCUAAGAGGUUUACUCUACUCGGCAACGCUUACCAGAUUGAUGAAAUUGUGCCUCAGUCCAGCUUGGGAUAUUUCUAGGCGUCUUUUUUUAAACAGUCAAAAUGAAGAAAGGUUUGUUUUGUCUGGUGCGGUAUGCACACAUUCAUUAUAUGCUGCCUAUUUCAUGUUCAUUUGUGCCAAAAACAAUGAUUACUAUAAACAUUCAUGUUGAGAGAAUAAGUGUCAAUGGAUUGGGAAUCAUUUUCAUGAACUGAUGACCUGACUGGAAGUCAAACAGUAGUCUAGUGUCUCCAUUCUCUAUUUUGUUUUUUUAACAUUCAUCUGGCUUUGUAUCAAGGAGUAGAAAAGAAAGUUUACAAAUGUUGUAGUUAUAGUUUCAUGUGUCUGUUAGAUUCCCUGGUAGUUCGCCAUCCUCUGCUGGUAGGACAACUUCAACAUGAAACUGAUUCCCAUCCAAUUUGCCUGUUAACUAUUCACGCACAAUUGCAGUUAGAUUGUGAUUUUUCCGAAGCACUGUUUUAAGUUCCAAGUCACGUCAACAUAGAUGAUAGCACCACACUGCAAUCAAGGAUAUCUCAUCCAGCUGCUAAGUGCACGCAUGUUUUCGCUUAGUAGAAACUGCUCACCAGACAAAGUGCCAUAGGAUAUGCAAUGUUUGUCACUGGUUUCCUGCUCACCAGACAAAGUGCCAUAGGAUAUGCAAUGUUUGUCACUGGUUUCCUGCUAAUUUUUACUUAGCUGAUAAAACUUAAAAGCAAUAUUUUGUGCUUAUCAGCUCUAUGAAAUGGGGGUUCAGGUCGGUUGUAAUCUGAGCAAAAUGCUGCCAAUCCUGAUGAGCCGGGCGGGGUGUCGUUCUUGUUGCAGACUUUGUUGAUCACUCCUUAGCCUAAUGUUCUCAAUAGUUUGCACACACGCUUGUGUUGUCUCCUUUAAACGGUCGUCCUUAAACCUUUAAUCUAUCCUGGGAUUGGUGUUCAUCAGCUGAUUUGGUUGUCCAGCGUAAUCACAAAAAUAGACCAUGCAAGUCUCAUGCAAAUUCAAACAUUUUUGGGACCACUUUGUUCUUAUCUACAUUGCUUUAAAAUGUGAUGGAAACAAACUCAUGCACUUCAGUGGGUCCCAAUGUUUGAAUACACACAAGACCUGCACAGUCUUAAAUAGGGCUAAUAAGUUUGACUCACUGUUUCCACAAAGUUCUGUAAAACUUUGUCUCCAAUGAAAAGUGUCAAUUUGACGUUUUGUUUAUUACUCAUGGAAGGUUUCACUUUGAAUAACUGCACAUUGUUGGAACACAUUUUAUUUGUAAUUUUGAAGUGAAACCAAUCCAAUUUGGCAAUAAGUUUCUGGGAUCUAAAAAUUUGGUAUGAUGUAAUUAAUGUAUUCUGCCGCCCCUUCUAGAGAUCAAAAUCACAUAAGUUUUUUGGAUGCGUGUAUAUUCCACCCUAACUAUAGAAUUAGCCUAAUUGGAGUUGGGAUGGCCCAUCUAUCUGGGCCCAAUACCAGUAAUAAAUCAAAUUCUAUAGUUGGGAGCCAAACAACUAAUUCAUUUGAAUUACCCAAACUAUGCUUUGGUUAAAAGUAUAGUAACCUAAAAGCUCAGGUGAAUGAAGAUAUACUGUUGCCAAUUUGACAAAUGUUGAAAAAGCGCCUUCUUCAAAAUUGCCUGUGCAGAAGAUGGCCGCAGCUUAAGACAAAGAAGUUUCCUGAUUGAGGGUUGUAUAUCUUCAUUGGAAGAAGGUUUCAUUCAGGGUACAAAUAUAUACCCUAUUGUGGGUAGUUAAGUUGUAUUUAUCCAAGGGGUAGUGAUCAUUGAUACUCUCAUUGGGAGAAACAAUCUGCAAUUGGGGUAAAUCUCAUUUGGGAUAGUUCCUUCUGUGGCUCAGGGCUUCCCAAUUGGGCACCAGCGAAUUUUAGUGACAGGCUAUGGAGUGUUCCAGUCAGGGUAGAAUUAUUUCCCAAUUUGGGUAAUUCUGUUUUCAUUGUCACACAAGUCUUCUUGAAUAAGGGACCAGAUAAAUCCUCACUAGGGUCAGAGGAGGCUGAUCAGGGUAUUUUUAUAAUUGAGCGGAAGUUACAAGUACUGAGUUCAGUAUUCAGAGGUGGCAAAUAUGACCAACAAAUACUUGUACCUGUAACACAGUACAAGUCAAGGCCCAUUUCUUCAGGUAUUAAGGAGUCAAGUUGGGUUCUAAAUGCACGCUUUUCGGUACCUAUUUCUCAUGCUAAGCAAUGCUCUAAAAAGGCCUAAAAGAGUCUUGGGGUAUAGUCUACUCAAACUAUUCAUUGAUUGGUUUCAUAAACCUACCUAAGCUGUUGUAAAAAUCAGAGAAGUCUGCCUAGUCUUUUCUCAAGGCUACCUUUUGUAGUGUCAAGAGCAGGGUAUAUCUACCCAUGCAGUAAAAUCCUGACGUUGUUAGGAUAUUUUUUUGGGUACUUUGAGAGUAGUUUAGAAUCAUGAAACUAAAUUGAGUAAACAUGUUUUGUUUUAUUUCGGUGUAACCAGUGAAACAUAAUUGCUGCACUUUUUCAUUUAAUGUUCCUGAAAUGAUGAAAUCACAAAAAACUUUAUACACACAAUUCCGUGUAAUUUUCAUGUUUCUGUGAGCUGUACUAUGUGUCGACCCUUCCUCCCAAAUUCAUGUCAAAAUUAUAAUUCUAUAUUUUGUAUACGUAUUUGUAAACGUUUGACUCGUUUUCUGUAACGAAUCACCUUACUCUAUUUGUUACACGCAGUGCCCUGCCAUGAAAUACAUGUACACUAGUCUUAGUCAGAGAAAGAAAAACAGUGAGAAAAAAAAAAAGAAUCUUGUAAAUUCAAUGUUUUGUGUGGUUAUAGGUUAAUAACUCCAUGUCACUAUGUAUGAGGUUUGCAACGUACUGAGCUGGUCUAGAUUCGGACCCAAGCAAUGUGUCUGUAACGUGUACAUUACAAGUUGUGUGCAAUGUGUAAAUGGACUGAAAACAAAUAAAUUAUUAUGGAAGAAAUACAAA
Molecule: messenger RNA, 9913 nt
Organism: Asterias rubens (European starfish)
Lineage: Eukaryota; Metazoa; Echinodermata; Asteroidea; Forcipulatida; Asteriidae
Product: cAMP-regulated phosphoprotein 21-like
Exons: 20
Coding region: 807-4730 (1307 amino acids)
Molecular function (GO): nucleic acid binding
Source: RefSeq, a predicted model, not a curated record